UUAACAUUUACUGUGGUAGAGAAUGAGGGAGGCGAGAAAACGUACAGCAAAAAUCUGAAAGGGCUUCAAAGUCUUUGUGGAGGGAUAAUAGAGUGGUUUAAACAGAAGAAAACCAGAGAGUUUUAUAAGGGAAAGGAAAAUCUAUUGUGAAUCCUGGUCAGCAGCACAGAGCUCGUCAUGGCCACUUUAAAGGAGAAAAGGACCUGUGGGCAGCGAUGUGAAGACUUUGGCCGUUUCGUCUGGAACUCAGAUGAUGGGACAUGUAUGGGGAGGACACCUGAGAAAUGGGUCUACAUCAGCCUGUACUAUGUGGCCUUCUAUGUGGUAAUGACGUCCCUCUUUUCUCUGGCCAUCUAUGUGCUCAUGUAUACAUUGGAUCCAUACAGGCCAGACUACCAAGACCGGCUAAAAUCACCAGGAGUGAUGGUGUGGCCAGACACUUAUGGAGAAGAGGACAUUGAAAUAUUCUACAACACAUCAGACAAGGCCAGCUGGAUGAAGAUGUCCAACAUCCUUCACAAGUUCCUCAUUCCCUACAAUGACACACAUCAGCAUGGAUGUAACAACUUCAACUGCACUCAGGGAAUGUACUUCAUCCAGAACAGCUUCUCUGGCCCUGACCACACAAAGUGGGCCUGUCCCUUCAUGCAAAGCAUGCUGGGAAACUGCUCAGGACUUGGGGACCCAACCUUUGGCUACAACAGCACUAUGCCUUGUGUCAUCAUUAAGAUGAACAGAAUCAUUGACUUUUUACCAUCUAAUCACAGUGACCGUCCUCCAUAUGUCAACUGCACCAUACUGGAUGGAAAAGACAAUGUGGACAAAAUUGAGUACUUCCCUGACAGAGGAAUUAUGGAUAUGUCUUACUUUCCUUAUUAUGGAAAACAAGCACAGCCUACUUAUGUCAACCCUCUGGUGGCUGUUCGCUUCAGCCUGGUCAGAGAGAAACAAGCCAAGAUCCAGUGCCAAGUUGUGUCCGACAAGAUCAGCUACCAAAACGUCCAUGACCCCUACGAGGGCAAGGUCAUCUUCUACCUCAAAGCAGUGAAAUGAAAAAAGAGAGAGACAUCCUCUGAUCAUGUCAUGUGUCAAAGGAAGAGCAUACAUCCAACCUUAACCCACAUACUGUAUAUGGGCCCAAAUAAAUC
Molecule: messenger RNA, 1148 nt
Organism: Solea senegalensis (Senegalese sole)
Lineage: Eukaryota; Metazoa; Chordata; Actinopteri; Pleuronectiformes; Soleidae
Product: potassium-transporting ATPase subunit beta-like
Exons: 7
Coding region: 178-1053 (291 amino acids)
Biological process (GO): potassium ion import across plasma membrane; sodium ion export across plasma membrane; intracellular sodium ion homeostasis
Cellular component (GO): sodium:potassium-exchanging ATPase complex
Molecular function (GO): ATPase activator activity
Source: RefSeq, a predicted model, not a curated record